Messenger RNA from Alternaria ethzedia, 1602 nucleotides. RefSeq lists its product as uncharacterized. Bases 1 to 1602 code for a protein of 533 amino acids. The record is from RefSeq and is a predicted model, not a curated record. NCBI's taxonomy places the organism in Eukaryota, Fungi, Ascomycota, Dothideomycetes, Pleosporales, Pleosporaceae. The transcript has a single exon.
AUGAGCAAGUCCACCUAUACGAUAGCAACUUUCUCUCCUCUUCGUUACCUUUCUACUGGCCCCGGUAGCGCCGCGUGGGCAAUUAGUAGCGGUACCUACGUUGAAACCGAUGGAAGUCUGACUCAAGUCGAAGCAUUGUAUGCUGCCGCAUUAUUGGGUUCCGAACAAGUCAAAAACGGGCCACAGGACAUCUGGGGCAAUGUCAAAAUACCGUACCUUGAAUUCGGCGGGGGCAGCAAAGACAGAUGGACCAUUCUUAAUUUAACCCAACGACGCCCUGAAGAUUACGUCUCUUUGAUCGGCAUACCUGUCAUCGGCCGCCCCGUGGAUCGGGACGGGAGCUUUAGCUUGGAGACUUCUCAGCUUACCGUACAGUGUGAGCCAUGGGUAUCGCGUACCGUGGAAAACAGAACCGACUUUACUGAACUCGAGAAGCUCGUGCCGGGCCAGAUAUGGCAGAACACGUCAGAUGAGAACAGUCCUUGGGGCAACGAUAGAGUAGCCGGAGGAAAGCGCUCGACAUUCUUUCUACAGACAGACCUUCCGCUCACCAAUGGAGGUACUGAUGGAGACGGCCGUUUUGAUGCGUUUGCUGGUUACAAAAACACAUCGAUGACGAACCAGGAAUUUCCCAUGCGAAAGCUCACGUACGCCUCCAGCUUGGGAGUCGGACCACUUGGAAACACAAGUCUGAGUAUCACUAACUGUUCUCUUGGUCAGAGUCAUACUGAAACGGUGGUGGAGUGCAACAGAGACACUUGUGCUGCUGUCAAAGUCCGUCCGUCUCAGUCAGACUUGCGGAAUACUCAUGUCACUCCCUUCGACCACAUCCUGAUCUCGCAACUGGCUCUGGCUGCUUUCCCUAAAGCUUUCGGUUGGUCUAGAGGAUCCAAUCCGACCGAGCAGUUCAUCUACAACACAACGUCCUUUCAAUUAACCUCACCGACUUCGAAUCUGGGCAUUAAUCCAGGUUGGGUAAACCUGACAGAACUAAGCCCGGAGGUUUUUGCGAAACGGCUAUCUCUUGUUCUGAACACCUACUACCAACUUACGAUUGCACCAAACGCAUAUCUUGGAAACCUUCCACAAAGCAACUCGUCGGCUUUCGGUCUUGAUACCAAGCCAGUAAACGAUGUCGAUGUCUACCUACUUCAAAACGAAACUACCCAAAACACUACCUUCGCAAACUGGUUCAGACCCUUUAAUCUGGCGACGUAUGACUCAGGAAUAUUCUUCAUCGGAGCGACGACAAACGCGACAAUUAGUAGGACACAUGACAUCUACCUUUGCAAUUUCGCUUGGCUGAGUCUGUUGCUCGUAGCUGCAGUUGCGAUAUUUCUGGUCGGCGUUGGGUCGUUGAUUCUCAAGCGGAAGACACUUGGUCCGGAGAUGUUUGGAUUUGUCACAAGCAUGACCUACGAAAAUCCAUACCUCGAUCUACCUGCGGGAGGCAACACCUUGGAUGCUAUGGAAAGAGCAAGAUUGCUGAAGGACGUUGAUGUGCACGUGGGCGACGUACGCGCCAGUGAGGACAUCGGGCAUAUCGCAUUCGCUGCGGGCACACCGAAGCGCAAACUUGAGAAAGGCCGCAUGUACUUUUAA